Rotaria socialis is the source of this 7116-nucleotide messenger RNA. Lineage: Eukaryota; Metazoa; Rotifera; Eurotatoria; Philodinida; Philodinidae. The record is from the annotation of a GenBank genome assembly.
AUGUCACCUACUACACUGAUAUCGACAAGAAUCGAAGAGCUCAUUGGGCAAAUAGACGAGGUCAAAGUGUUUGAAGAUCAUUGGAAGCUAGUUGAAAAAACUUUAAUUCAACUUCGACAUGAAUUGAUUGAAAUGAGUAAAAUAAAACGUGGGAUUCGUAAGGAAGAAAAAAUAUCAGAUACAAUUGAAAUCAUCGAGCAAGUUGCUGCUACUUGUUGCGAUGAUCAAUUUGUUUCAAAAGGAUUUAUCUAUCGAGAACUUGAAUCAUUAUUGCUUCGCCUUCAAUUUCGCCUUGCACAACAUCACGCUAAUUUAACAGAUGACUAUCAAACUAAAGUCAACAUACUCAGUGACAGUUCUCGUGCACGGCAGGUACUUAUGCAGAAGAUUUUCGAUAAAAAGAUGAGACAACGAUUAGAACACACGAAAGAAGACCUUGGUCAAUUGCGUGCAAGACAUGGAAAGACGAUUGAAUCGUACCUUCGUAGUUAUACGGAGUUGCAUAAAAGUAUACCAUUUAUUUGUCCCAAAAGCGAGAUUGUCGGUAAAGUUGCUAAUCGUUUUUAUGAAUUGGAUCCUGAAAAUCAGAUUAAAUUCGCACAUAAAUGGCAAGGAUGUGGCGAAUUACCUCUUAUUCGUACAUUUAUUCAGUUGAGACGCGACAAAUUUACGUCUUUUGAAAGAAUCGAAUCACGACGAUUACUCAUCGGACCAGAAGUCAAUUCAUUUCAAGAUGUUGAUAGUGAGAGAUUGGUAUCAGCACCCUAUAUGUUGUCAAUGGUCGAACGCGAUCGAUAUGUUAACAACGUAGACGAGGAAAAUGUUAGUGUGGAAAAUGCUCUUCGAACAAAACGUUGGAUUGUUAUUUUGGGCGAUCCAGGCAGCGGAAAAACGAGUUUUUCUCGAUGGCUGGUUUGCCACCUUGCUGAAACACUUCUCGUCAACCGACGACAUUCGACUGAUUUUGGUCCUGUUCGAAUCCCAAUUCUAAUUCGUAUCGGAGAAUUCGCCGAACUUUUGAGCACAUCAUCUUCAUUGACUCUAUUUGACUAUGUCGGGCGGCACACAUGGAUGGGCAAAGCCAUUAUUGAUGAUCGAUCGAUUUCUGCUGAUAAAUUAUCAACUAUUCUUCAAGAUUACAUUGAACAAGGUCAAGCGUUGAUUAUUCUCGAUGGCCUCGAUGAGGUUCCCGUUUCAGAACAACGUUCAAAGGUGCUCAAUGCUGUUGAGAAUUUUGCUGAAACUUAUGUUCAAACAUCAACAGGUGAAUCUGUCUUCGAUAAUCCACAUUUGAGCAAGCAUUUCGAUGAUCCAUCUGAAUCUGGAAGAAAUCAACUGAUUAUUACAAGUCGUAUUGCAGGCUAUCAUGCUGCUCCUUUAGCUGGCCAAUUUACUUAUUAUACAAUUCGACCAAUGGAUAUAGAACAUAUAAAGGACUUUGCUGAUUAUUGGUUUUACCGUGUUCAUCAACAAAUUAUCGAUAUAUUAGGUCUUUCGAAAGCCAAUCGAGGAAGAAAUCAUAGUGAAUCACUUAAACAAGAAUUCGAAAAAGAAAAUAAUACUAGCCUUCUGGAUAUGGCUUCGAAUCCUUGUCUGAUGUCAUUCAUUUGUAACGUAGCUUUUGGUCAAUCCAAUGAUGCGUCAUUGCCUACUAAUCGUAUUGAACUUUAUCAAAAUAUUACCGAUUCCAUGUUGAGUUCAUGGCAUAGAAAAGGAUUGACGGCUGAUCUAUCGACGUUGAUUCGAAUUCUAAGUGACAUCGCCAUGUAUAUUCAUGACAAUUCAGCUUCCGGUCUCAUUCAUGAAGAUAAGAUGAAAGAGAUCUGCAUUCAAUCGAUCGAAGCUUGCAUAGAUAAAAAUCAAUGCAGUGAUGAGGAUCUUUGUGAGAUCGAAAAUCAAGCAGCAGAAUGCUUACGAAUAUUUCGCGAAGAUCUGGGGAUUUUCACUGCUCGAGGUGAAUCUCUUUAUGCAUUUCUUCAUUUGACAUUUCAAGAAUAUUUUACAUGCUUGAAACUUACUAAUGUCGAUCAAUUAAGUUUAGAAAAUAAGGCUUCCUUUGUUACCCAAUCAUUACGUCAUCAUAUCAACGAUCCACGUUUUCACAUAUCUACUGCACUUGCAUUAGGUAAGAUUAGCUCUUGUUGGUCGCCGAAUGAUUUUGAUGAUUUAUGUCAUCAAUUUAUCCAAAUUGAAGAAGAAUUUGAUUCUCUUUUACCAGUUGGUGCUUUCGUGUUGAUUAGUUCUGUCAACGAUCUUGUUCAUUAUCCUUCGAAUAACAUUUUAUUUGAUGCUUUGGAUCAUUUACUAGUGGCAGCUGGUGAACACCGAUGGUCACUUACGUAUCCAUUUCUUUUCGAUCGAAUUGUAGUUGAACUAAAAAACCUUCGACAUAAUAUUGUUCCACUGUGGAUUAACAACCUUUUGUCACAAUCUCCACCACACAACAUUCAAACGAUCUCAGCUUUGUGUGCUCUUCUCGAAGGAAAACCUGGCGAAUUUGAAAAUAUUCAUUGGUUGGAUCAAUCAUCUUGUUCGAUACUUCAAUCUUUUUCGACACUAGACGAUGAAAAUAAUCAAUUUGCAAUUCAUCAACUGUUAGUCAAAAUUGCUUUCUUCAAUCAUCAUUUAUUAACUGUACAUGCGAAUUCUUUGAAAGAAUUUUUAAUUGCACCUGAAAUUGAUUUGCAUUUAAUUCCUGCGUUUCUUUUCCCAUUGAUCAUUACUCUAUAUGGUGGUUUAAAACGAGAAAAUCAGUCGAUCGUCUUCGAUCCAUAUCAUAUCUAUCGUGAAUCACCGACAAUAACAGCGAUUUUGACGCGUUUGCUUUCCAGAAAAGAUCGCCAAACGAAUAAUCAAAACCUGAUUAAUAUCGAACAAGACAUUUUGAAAGCUCUUAUGGCCAGAAUUGAGACUAACGAUGAAUCUUGGGAAACGGUUGAUCUUUGCAUUGCGACCAUCUGUUUGUACGGCAUCGAAUUUGUGCAGAAAAACGAGAAGAUCACCUCAAGUGUUAUAUUUGAUAUGAGUCUCACUAGAUUCAAAUAUGUUUCAAGGAUUUUACGUCAAAUCUAUUUUACUAACGAAGAAGGCGAUCGUUUUAUAGAAAAUAAAACAACAACGUUCAUUUCAAUGCUACUUAAAAAAAUACAUAUGGGCCAAACAUCAAAUCAGUUAUUUCUGAGUUUUCUAGACUCUUUCAAAAGUGGUCUGGCUCGCUUGAGAUCUUCUACAACAUCGAAUUUACUCACAGGAAAAUCAACACCUGAUACAAGAGUAACGUUGAAUUUGCCCAAUUAUUUUCGCAAAGAGUACGAUUUCCUACUGCAUCUCUUACCAACAGAUGUGCAAUUCAAUCGUACCCAAAAUUCUUGUUCUUUGCUUCAUUAUUUCACUAGACUUUUCUGGAUACUAGAGCACGAUGAUAUGUUUCAAACGCCGUACAGGAUGGCCGUGGCUAUGGACGACAUACCAGAAUAUUUACUAUUUCGCAAUGACACAGAUAUCCUAUUUCCGUUAACAUUCAUUCCACAACAUUUACAAAACCUUUACUUUCGUUUAUUAGAACAAAAUUUUCUAAUUAUCAAUUCAAAAGAUGAAAAAACCAACGACGACGAACAACUUUCUUUUAGUCAUAUUCUAAUUGAAUGUUUAAUGGUAUUAUCGAACACAUCAUGUAAAAGUUUGUCUCUUCUAAGUGCCUUAAUAACAUUACUACCUAUACUUCGAAUGCAUCAAUUAGAAAAUUUCGGCGGCAGUCUAUUAUGGACAUUAGCUACAAUAGAUUCGUACCUUUUGCAUCGGUUUGAAAUUAGUAAAGAGUACCCGAUAGAUGGUGAGACUGGUCUGCAAAUGGAUAGAAUUGAAAACUUUGCUUCUGGUAAUGGUAUGUCAGAUGAAAAGCGACGAUCGCUGAUAGAUAAAUGUAUUAAAAAAGAACACGAACGAUUUCGAAAUGCGUUAUUUGAGAAUGAAGAAAGAAACACAAAGCUCUACUCUGCAUGUAUCUCUUUGGCACGCGUUUCCAGAUGGGCCCAAGAGGAAAAGAAGUUACACCUAUUCGAAGAGAGUAUUCGAGGAGCGAUGUCCAUUGAGCCGAAACUUAUGCGUCUCGAUGCAUUAAGUGUCAUUCUAAUUUAUUCGCAUUCUGACUAUCAUCCAAUCCAAGUAAAUAAAAGUAGAUCGUUACAAAAAGAAAUUGAGUUUCUAUUUAAUCAGAUUUACCCGAAUUUACCUGUUCUAUUACAAACAGCUAUAUUUAUUCGAUGUUUACCACUUAUUCAACGUCAAGAUACGAUUGAGAAUUGUCGAAAAAAUCUUCUUCAAAAGUUGACUAAGGCCGAUCUAGAAGAUCAACAAGCUGCCUACGAAGCCUUAUCACCGUAUCUGCAAUCGAAUUCUUCCUUCGCUCAAUUUCAAAAAAAUAUUUUGACCGAAUUAGCCAUACAGAACGAUGUUGAAUUUAGCAGAACAAUGGCCCGAAGGUCUUCCGUAUUGAGAGAAUGUUUUACUACAGGUCCAUAUGACAAUCUAUUGAAUGAAUCCUUAUCUUUAUCAUUGCUUCUUUCCAACAUGUAUCUUGUUGAACUAGCAAGUGAACUUUAUGAAUGUAUUGAAGCAACUGAUCAUUUGUUGCAAGUAUCAAACGCUGGUCCAUCGCCAAGAGAUGAGUCAAUCAUUAUAAUGAAAUUCUUUCAAUUGAAAAGUUCUAUUCUAACCGUUGCGCAAGCAUCAACAAUAAACGAUAUUCUUUCCACUAAUUUAUCAACAAAUCGAUAUAAAUACUCCAAGAAGUUUUGGAUUGCUGUAAAUGAUGGACUACAUCGUUUGAAGUUAGUAGAAUUUAAAGCCUGUCGGUUGAUUCAUUCUUGGAUGAAAUGGAAGGAAUCAACUGAACUUUCUCUAUUUGCUUUUCAUGCUGCUUUACUUCUUGCUCAAUCAGAUUUUUGGUCUGUCGAAGCUGCUUCCAUCGUGUGUGAUCUUUUAUGUGAUGAAAAUGAUCGUUUUCGGCAAAAAGCCGAACUCAUUUUCCGAUCAAACAGUCGCUACAAUUUUCGAUCAAGUUCCACAAUGGGUAUCGAUGUUUUAUUAACUUUAACAAAGAAAAUGGCUCACUUUCAACACACUUCCCCAUUUGCCAAGCUAACCUUAUCUCGUAUGUUUGAUAAUAUAACAAUAGAUAUUCAAUCUCAUCUGGAAACUUUUCUUUGGUUAGAAAGAUACAGAAUUUAUGCGUUAACCUCUAAGCAAUCUUCAUUGAACAAAAUAAAUUCGUCAUCAAUUUCACAUUUUGUUUCAUAUUUUCCAAGUGACACUACUAUGGACGUAUCCUUUUGUGGUCAAAUACGAAAUAUUUCUGGAGAUUUGCGGCAAUAUAUAUGUGAUUUAAUCCAAUCGAAUUUUUCAUCAUUCUUGAAUAUUGAAGAUGACAUAACAUCGAAAUGGACUUUAGACAGUCAUGUUCAAUUUGUCGUUUCAGUCGUUGUAUCUUUAGCUACUCUAUCCGCUGACGACGAUGAAACACGACCAUUGAGAGUUGACACUUUGACAACAAUACUUGAAACAUCGAGUCAUAGUGUGAUACGUCAAGCAGCAGCCUAUGCUCUCGGCUAUAUUGUGGAUACAGAAACAUAUAAAAAAUUGUUUAAAAAACUUCAAACAAUGGCGAACAGGGCAGUACAUGAGACUUCCAACGAUUCAGACAAUUUGAUUAGUGCAUUAAUUUCAAGUUAUUGCUAUUAUCUAGCUGUGUGUGAGAUCGAUUGUGAUCAAGAUGAUAUUGAUCUAUUUCGUCAGCUGCUCACAAAUUCUUCACAGAUUAUAUUGAAAGCGGUGCAUAUUGGACUUGCACGUGUUCUGAAGGACAAGUCCAUGUUAUUUGAAAUGCUUGGUUCUGAUCCUAUUUUGUGUUAUCAUGCGCUAAUUGGAUCUACCGCAUAUUUUUUUGGAUAUAAUGUUGAGCAAAGAUGUGCAGAAAAUGUGGCAGAAUUCAUCGAAGAAUAUCCAGAUCUUCUUUCAAUCUUCAUCUUUGAAUUAUACAAUAGUAUCCGUCAUUUCACUAAAGACGUAGUCUAUCGUGAAACAACAGACAAUAUUUUGGCGUAUGGUUAUCCUCAAUAUGUGGAAGUCGCAAGUUUUAUUGCAAUCCGAACGCCUGCAGCAUUUAUUUCACAUAUAAAAGACUGUGGGUAUGAACAUGACUUGAAACAUUCAUUAUUCUUUACGAGUAAACAACAUGAUCUUUUACGACGUAAUGCAUGUAUAACCAUCUUAUCAGUAUUUGGUGAGCUAACCGUUGAAUUAUGUGAAGUGUUUGUUGAAGUUCUAUCUCAUAAUCCACAUACGCAAAAUACUGGUAAUAGAUUUCUAAAACGCAUCAGUUCUAUCAAAGAUGAGAAUGCUGUUCGCAGUCUUUUAUUUUCCUAUUUGAAAUCGAAAUCAAUGAAUAUUAGAUAUGCUGCAGCCAAGAUGCUUCUUCAUUUUUCUCAAUCGUCUCUGAUUCCAUUUGAACAAGUUCAAUUGGCAUUGAGUAAGCUUAUGUUGGAUCCGACUUCCGAAGAAGAUCUAUGGUUAAUAGAAGAGCCGAGAGAUCUGCUUGCAGAGUGUUUGUAUUAUUAUGUUGGGCCAUUAAAAACUGUUAUCUAUUCGCUUCUCAUGCAACAUUUAACUGGCGACACAUAUCAAGCAGUUCAACGAAAUGAGCUGAGCGACAUAGAAUUGGAUUUUGUUCAAUCUGAAAAAGCAUCACGUCUUGCCUCGUGUCUCUAUGAAGAGAAAAACGAAGAUAAGUUGGAAAUAGAAAAUUUUUCGAUACCUAGUAAUAUAUUAAAUGAUGAAAAGCAUUCAUCGGCACAUCACUCAUCCCCUACUAACGACAAAUCUGAUAACGAUGAGAAACCAUGGAACCAUGAAGAGCAAGAAUGUAACAAUGAUGAACAAACAGUUGAAAAUGACGAAGAGCCUGUUGAGAUAGUGACAAUCAAUAAUGAUAUGAAAGAUAGGGCAGAAGUUAAAGCUAUUCGAUCGCCUAUUAUCGAAGUUAACAUGAAUCCAUCUAACCCUCCAUCAAGAACUUCUAUUACUGCGAAAAAUUCGAGCAGACUGUGUGUUAUUAUUUAG